AUGGCCAAGUCAAAGAAUCACACGAAUCAUAAUCAGAACAGAAAGGCUCACCGUAACGGUAUCAAGAGGCCAAAGAAGCAAAGAUUCAUGUCGAUGAAGGGUGUCGAUCCUAAAUUCCUCAAGAACUUACGCUUUGCCAAGAAGCACAACAAACGACAUGUUAAGAUGGAAUCUGCUGCCUAA
This is a messenger RNA of Cooperia oncophora, 183 nucleotides long. The record is from the annotation of a GenBank genome assembly. NCBI's taxonomy places the organism in Eukaryota, Metazoa, Nematoda, Chromadorea, Rhabditida, Trichostrongylidae.